This is a messenger RNA of Aspergillus terreus NIH2624, 1089 nucleotides long. RefSeq names its product phospholipase D regulator. NCBI's taxonomy places the organism in Eukaryota, Fungi, Ascomycota, Eurotiomycetes, Eurotiales, Aspergillaceae. Gene Ontology annotation, biological process: positive regulation of catalytic activity. Bases 1 to 1089 code for a protein of 362 amino acids. The record is from RefSeq and is a predicted model, not a curated record. The transcript has 4 exons. Gene Ontology annotation, cellular component: fungal-type vacuole; cell periphery.
AUGGCACAGGAUGUGCGCAAUUCACGCCUUCCUCCUCCAGAACUCGGACCUGUCCUAGAUGAGCGAUUGAUCGAAACACCGUACGCUGCGGAUGGCGCCUCCUACCACUCUCAUAACGGCCAGAACAGUGAAUCCCGAUCCUGGGAGCCCCUUCGUAACGGGACGCUCGAACCGUCUUCUAGCAAUACACGCACCCCGGAUGGCUCAGUUUCGCACGAAGACAACGAGACUUAUCAUGGUUUGACUGGGAAAAGACUACGGACGCUACCAGCCUGGAUCAAAUCGGUCGAAUACCCAGAGGACGAAGCCGAGUCUUCCGUCACAUCUCGUCUCUUACCUUCACAACCGGACGAGGCCGUCGUCGCGCAACACAAUCACUCCCCUUAUGCAACGUCGAGGCCCAAACCUGAGUCGCUUAGUAGAGAAGGACUAGACGGAGACCAUGAGGCGGCUGCAGGCCGCGAGUCGCGCUGGAAGAACUUCUCCAAAUCGAUUGCGUACCCACGAGAACCGGGCGCGGAAGAAAAGCUUGUGACGCCGGAAUGGCUAAAUGAGAAUCAUGGCGACUACUCCCAACCCUGGCGCGGGCAGCUGGAAGAAUGGGAACAGGAAGAUACGGAGGACCCUAUGCGCAUGAAGAAACGCAGGCAGAUUUGGUUCAAACGCUUCCAUAAUACUCUUCUGAAGAGCCCUAUGGUGCCGCUGAUAUUUCGGCUGACAGGGCCCUCGGCCCUAAUGGCGAUUAUCGUUGACGCAGUCGCUUUGGUCUACCUCGUGUACAUUACAUGGGAUGAGUAUACAUCGAAGCCCCUGGGCCUCCGCUCGCCAUCAGCCAAAGCUCGGCUCGUUCUUCUGGAUAUCUUCUUCAUCGUCUUUGAUUCAGCCAAUCUCAGUUUGGCUUUCGAAUCCCUGAGCACUGUCAGUGGCGCGUGUACUGUGGGCGAGAUCAAUCAAGAAAUUGCCCCAAAGAACGACGCUAUCUGCGAUCGCCAAAAGGCACUGGCUUGUGUAUUGUUAAUUGCUCUCUUGGCGUGGCUCACGACAUUCUCUAUUAGUGUUCUCAGGCUUGUGGAACGCGUCGCUCAAUGA